AUGGCAGCCAGGAGAGACGAUUACUAUGCGACACUUAAAAUUCUCCUUAUUGGAAAUUCCAAUGUCGGAAAAUCCUCUCUUCUGCUACGAUUUACUGACGACACGUUUUUACCACAUGACGAAGUUUCGGCUACAAUAGGCGUUGAUUUCAAGGUGCAGGAUAUGGUAAUUGAUGACAAGAAAUAUAAAUUGACAAUCUGGGAUACGGCAGGACAGGAGAGGUUUCGAACUCUCACUUCUUCAUAUUAUCGCGGUGCUCAAGGGGUGAUCCUUGUUUACGACGUGAGCAAUCGAGAGACUUUUAAGGAAUUGGACAACUGGUUCAACGAGCUGAAUACUUAUUGUUCAAACAAAAACGUGGUGAAAAUGAUAGUAGGAAACAAAAUCGAUAAGGAACGCGAGAGGGUAGUCACGCGUAAAGAAGCCGAAAAUUAUGCGCGAGCAAAUGGAACCCUGUUUGUCGAAUGUAGUGUAAAAACCAGAUUUCAAGUAAACGAGGCAUUCGAAGAACUUGUUAAAAAGAUUAUUGAAACACCAGGUUUAUGGCUGAAGAAAGAAGAGGUCGAUCGUAUUCCAGAGAGAACACGUAAUGUAUCAACGAAUACUCGACCAAAUUAUUGUUGUUAA
Messenger RNA from Acaulospora colombiana, 627 nucleotides. Lineage: Eukaryota; Fungi; Glomeromycota; Glomeromycetes; Diversisporales; Acaulosporaceae. The record is from the annotation of a GenBank genome assembly.